UCCCCCACAAGCUUUGCAUUUCACUCACAUCCAUAAACCUCCACCACGUUUCCCACUCCCGGCGAAAGAAAAUGUUAGAAAAUCAUCAAAUCUCACCACCUCAACUCUUCCAUGGUAUCCGCUUUCUCCUUCUCGGAUUCGACCCGAUCAAAAAAUCUCAGGUUUCCCGGAAGCUUGUUGAUGGCGGAGGGGUUGAUGCUGGUCAAUAUGGUCCAAAUUGUACUCAUGUUAUUGUGGAUAAACUUGUUUAUGAUGAUCCCCUAUGUGUUGCUGCUAGACAAGAUGGGAAGAUAUUAGUCUCUAGUCUGUGGGUUGAUCACAGUUUUGAUGUCGGAGCGCCUGUGGAUACAACCUCGGUAAUGUACGUACCGGUGAGAGAUUUGAAUGGGAUUCCAGGGGCAAAGUCACUAGUAAUAUGUUUGACAGGAUAUCAACGUGAAGAUCGAGAGGACAUUAUGACCAUGGUUGAAUUGAUGGGGGCACAAGUUUCGAAACCGCUGAUUGCAACCAAGGUUACUCAUCUUAUAUGCUACAAAUUUGAAGGGGAAAAGUAUCUGCUUGCAAAGAGAGUGAAGAGAAUAAAGCUUAUAAAUCACCGAUGGUUAGAAGACAGUUUAAAGGCUUGGGAGAUUUUACCUGAAGCGGAUUACAGCAAGAGUGGUUACGAGUUGGAGAUGGAGGCUGAAGCCAAAGAUUCUGAAGAUGAACAAGAAGGCAAUAACACAAGGCACAACGAGGCAAAAAUAAGCCCCCGUCAUUCUCUGCUAUCAAAGCAAGAAAUCCCAAACGCCGUAUCAAAUACUAGUGUUUCUAACAUGUUUAGUAAUGCUCAAGAAACAGUGUCCUUAACUACGAAAACCACAUCUGACCGUUUCCCUAAUCCCCACGAGAUUAAAAUUAAGCCUCAACACACCCAAAAUGUUACCAGUGUUGCUUCGGAGCCAUCUAAUCAUUAUGAAAAAGCCGUAAGUAGUUCAUCAGCACAAAACAACAACAUUUUUGCAUCAACGUCAGCGAACAAGUCUCCUCAAAAUGAAGCAAAAAUGGUCGUAUCUGCCGGUUACUCUACGAAAGAUCCGAUCAGAACCCCUCCAACUAGAACCACACCUUCAGCCAUAGACAUGAAAAGCAAUACCAGCAGCGCUAAAAGACCGAAUACGCUUAAUUUCAGUGAUGCUUUUAACAUGUCUUCUUCGCUCGUACAAAAAGCGACUCCUUACGAUGGUUCUGCUUUCGGCUCAGUAGAUGAACGAACUUACACAUCUUCUACUAAAAGAAUGUUGGAUAUUUCUUGUGGUAGUUUAAAACCACAACAGAUGAGUCACAGUAAUGUUGUGGAAACGGUGUUUCAAGAGCUGAAAAAAGUUCCCCCAGUUGAAAUAAGUCCUGCAAGAAAACCGCCUUCCAAUAUUUCCGGAAGGAAGUCCUUACGUUCCAAGGGUGAAAAUGUAAUUUGUGACGUUGGCAUUUCCAAAACUUCCACUUCGGAGAUUCAAGACACGGAUGCAGUGCAAAGAGCACAGAAAGAAUACAAGGAAACCAACUUAUAUACAAAAUCCGAUAACAGAGAUGUGGAUAUGGCAGAAAAUGUGUUUCAAUCGCCUUUUGCAGCUAAUUUUGAUCUUCAGAAAUCCAGUACUCCGAAUUUGGAUAUCAACGAACAAAGCGCUGGAUCAAAUUCAAAACUUGUCAGAAAGAAGCCAGUUAGCAAGAAAUUAUCGGCCCCGAUUGAAACAAGUCCUGCACGAAACUCCUCCGCCGAUAUUCCUGGAAGAAUACCUUUAGGUUUCAAGGGUAAAAAUGUAAUUUCCACUGCAGAGAUUGGUGAUCUGAAUGCAGUGCAACGACCACAAAAAGAAUAUAAGGAAAGCAGCCUGUCUACAAAAUCUAGUAACAGAGAUGUGCGCAUAGCCGAAAGUGAUAUGCAAUCACCUUCUGCAGUUAGUUCUGAUCUUCAGAAAUCUGGUACUAUGAAUUCCGAAACCAAUGAACAAAGUGGUGGAUCGAAUUCAAAACCCGGCAGAAAGAAGUCGAUUAGCAAGAAGUUUUCGGCUCCUAAACUUAGUAAAAAGAACACAGUGAAUCAAAAAGGUUCAAUCUUUUCGAAAAAUGCCGAACUGGGGAUUAAUGAUGAGAAUCUAUUGUAUCAACAGUUUGAAAAAGUCCCUUCAGUGGCCAAAUCAGGCACGGAAAUAGAAAAGGAGGCGAUUAGUGGCGUGCAAAUGGAGAAUAUGUCUGAGAAGACAUCUUUAUUCAUGGAUGAUGAUACGGAGCCCCCAGACGAUAAAGAUGAGGCAAGCAAAGAGAAAAAUGAAGAUGUUGUAGAUCCAUGUGCUGAUAAAAAUAAUGAUGAAAAUGACGUAUUCGUCAAUAAGCAUAAAGUUCCGGUGCACGAAUCUGAUGGAAAUAUCGGGAAUCUUGCGAGUGAAAUUCCUCCGACUAUAAAGGGUAAGAAAAACACUGCUCUUUCUAUGAAAGAGGUAAUUAAUAAGAAGUCUGUUGAAAAGAAUGAACUCACGAUUGACAAGAAUUCCGAGAAACAAGAAAUAAGGAAAGAAGCAACUCCAAACCGAGCUAAGAGAGCAAGGGUAGAUGUGAAUGAUUUGGAGAAAUCUAUGGAAGUGAAGAGCGCAGGUGUUUGUAAUGAUCUUGAGCAUAAUAACGAUGAAAAGGGUGAUGAUGUGGAUGCUAACAUGGAUACGAAGAAUGCUGUGAACAAGAAGGAAACUACGAGAAAUAAACGUCCAUCGAGUAAAACUAAGAAAGUUGCGAGCAAGAGAACUGGAACUGAUUUGGAAAAAUCUGUGGAAGUGAAGAGAGCAGGUGUUUGUAAUGAUCCGGAGCGUAAUAACGAUGAAAAGGGUGAUGACGUGGAUGCUGACAUGGAUAUAGAGAAUGUUGCGAACAAGAAUGAAACUAAGAGAAAUAAAUGCUCACUGAGUAAAACCAAGAAAGAUGUGAGCAAGAGACUUGUAUCUGAUUUGGAAAAAGCUGCAGAUGUAGAGAGAGUAGAAGGUGUUCGCCACGACCCUGCGCAAACUAAUAACGAAAAGGAUGAUGACGUGGAUAUAGAGAAUGUGAACAAGAAGGAACCUAUGAGAAAUAAACGUCCUUUGAGUAAAACUAAGAAAGAUGCGAGCAAGAGAAACACAACUGAGCAAAAGAAGGAAGAAAAGGAUAAUAAUGUCGCUGACAUGGACACAGAGAAUUCUCUUAACAAGAAGGAAACGAAGAAAAAUAAACGUCCACUGAGUAGAACCAAGAAAGAUGAUGCCAAUGCUGUUAACAAAAAGGGAAAGCCAACAACUAAUCAAGCAGUCGAAACAAGUGAUUUGAACGAAGCACAGAAGGAGAACGUUCAAAUUCAUGUUAAUGAUCAAAGUACCGGUAACAAACAUGUAUUUAAACCGGCUAAAGAAGUCACCGAAAAGAAUACAGAUAAGGCAAAUUCAAAUGCUUUGAAAAAUGAACCUAUGUGGUUUAUAUUAACCGGACAUAAGUUGCAAAGAAGGGAGUUUCAACAGAUAAUCAGGCGAUUGAAAGGAAAAGUAUGCAGAGUUACUCAUAAUUGGUCUUAUCAGGCAACUCAUUUCAUUGUCCCUGAUCCUAUAAGAAGAACCGAAAAGUUCUUUGCUGCUGCUGCGUCUGGAAGGUGGAUUUUGAAGACUGAUUACUUAUCCGCAAGUAACCAGGCAGGGAAAUUUCUACCAGAGGAGACAUAUGAAUGGCACAAAAAUGGCCUAAGCGAAGACGGUCAAAUUAACUUAGAAGCACCAAGAAAAUGGCGGCUUUUGAAAGAAAAAACCGGUCACGGUGCAUUUCACGGAAUGAAAAUAGUCAUAUACGGGGAAUGCAUUGCCCCAUCUUUGGACACUCUUAAACGGGCGGUGAAGGCUGGAGACGGGACCAUAUUGGCAACAUCGCCGCCAUACACUCGCUUCUUAAACACAGGUGUUGACUUUGCGGUCGUUAGCCCUGGGAUGCCACCUGUCGACGUGUGGGUGCAGGAAUUUUUGAAACACGAGAUACCAUGUGUGACGGCUGAUUACCUUGUGGAAUAUGUGUGUAAGCCUGGAUACCCCCUUGAAAGACAUGUUCAGUAUGCUACAAAUGUUUGGGCGGAUAGAUCGUAUAACGGUUUGAAGAACCGGUUAGAAGAAGAGAUUUCCGAGCCUAGAACUCCCGAAAGUACUGAUGUGGCAUGUGAGGUGUGCGGGGCACGUGAAAGAGGUGACGAAAUGUUGAUAUGUGGGGAUGAAGGUGGUUCGAUUGGGUGUGGUGUCGGCACGCAUAUUGAUUGUUGUGAUCCGCCACUUGCGGAAGUUCCGGAAGAGGAUUGGUUUUGUUCAAAGUGUAGGAAGAAGCCCAAGAACAGCAAGGGUAAAAAAGGUAGCAAAAAAUAAGGUCCUGCACAUAGAGGCAAGUAACACUAGUCAUUUUAUCAUGGUGUAUUGGUACAUAUUUAGUAUGCUAAUUAUGCUUGUUGGCUGCCAAAUUAAUUAUGAAUUUUUGCAUGUCUUUAUGAGCCCAAAAGAGAUUUUCUAUUGGAUCACUUUUGUGCUGUUUCAUGGGCUUUGAAAAGUUAAAGAGAACUGUUAUUGAA
This is a messenger RNA of Helianthus annuus (common sunflower), 4603 nucleotides long. Its product is annotated as BRCT domain-containing protein At4g02110. The coding region runs from base 72 to 4403 and encodes 1443 amino acids. Lineage: Eukaryota; Viridiplantae; Streptophyta; Magnoliopsida; Asterales; Asteraceae. The transcript is spliced from 10 exons. The record is from RefSeq and is a predicted model, not a curated record.